Fundulus heteroclitus (mummichog) is the source of this 3923-nucleotide messenger RNA. RefSeq names its product oxysterol binding protein-like 9 (gene osbpl9). The coding region runs from base 26 to 2248 and encodes 740 amino acids. The transcript is spliced from 24 exons. Gene Ontology annotation, cellular component: cytosol; intracellular membrane-bounded organelle; membrane. Gene Ontology annotation, molecular function: sterol binding. NCBI's taxonomy places the organism in Eukaryota, Metazoa, Chordata, Actinopteri, Cyprinodontiformes, Fundulidae. The record is from RefSeq and is a predicted model, not a curated record.
CCCCAACCGUAGCCCUGUUGUAAAGAUGGCGUCCAUCAUGGAGGGGCCGCUAAGCAAGUGGACUAACGUCAUGAAAGGCUGGCAAUACCGGUGGUUUGUUUUGGACUACAACGCCGGCCUCCUGUCGUACUACACGUCUAAGGACAAAAUGAUGCGAGGCUCCAGAAGAGGCUGCGUGCGACUCAGAGGAGCGGUGAUCGGCAUAGAUGACGAGGACGACAGCACAUUCACCAUCACUGUGGACCAGAAGACUUUCCACUUUCAAGCUCGAGAUGCAGACGAACGUGAGAAGUGGAUCCACGCCUUAGAGGGAACCAUCCUCCGUCACACCCUUCAGCUUCAGGAGGCUGAGACGGGACUCGUUCCGAGUGUGCAAGACUUCGACAAGAAGCUAGCCGAGGCUGACGCCUACCUACAGAUCCUAAUCGACCAGUUGAAGCUGUUUGAUGAGAAGAUCAAGGACUGCAAAGAGGAUGAAUCGCGCAGGAAAAUAGAAAAUUUGAAAGAGACUACUUGUAGUAUGGUAGAGUCCAUCAAGCACUGUAUUGUUCUUCUGCAGAUUGCCAAGGACCAAAGUAACGAACAGCAACACGCAAACGGACUUAUAAGCACCAUCAACCCAGUGGAUGGGAUCUACCAGCCCCCCCUGGACCCCCCUGUAGUCAACACCACAAUGCCAACACAGACCACACUACCUACAGACGCUUCUCAGGUGUGUAAAUCAGACCAACGACCCUCCACGUUAGCUGUUGGUCCCAUGGUCACAGUGAUGGGCAGUCUGCAGACCCCAACUCCCAACAGCACAGGGAGUGGCCCGUCCGGCCCCAGCAGCGGCGUCGCCUCUCCGACUCGCAUCCCCCUGCCCUCACACUCAGUGCCAGACUUCUCCUACUCCUCCAGCGAGGAUGAGUUUUAUGAUGCUGACGAGUAUUACCAGAGCAGCACUUCACCCAAACACUGUGCAGAUCCCUCAGGGCCUUCUGCUGCCUCGGCCGCCACUAAUGAAGAAAAGUUGUUAAAACGGCCCGAAACCACAGAGUCCCUCUACUCCUCCAUGUCAAACGGCACCACUGAUGCAGAUAUGUUUGACAGCCACGAUGACCGCGACGACGACGGUGAGGGGGAGUCUGUGGAAGAGCACAAGAGCGUCAUCAUGCAUCUGCUCUCGCAAGUCCGCUUGGGCAUGGACCUCACAAAAGUGGUCCUGCCUACUUUCAUCCUAGAGAGGCGGUCCUUGUUGGAGAUGUACGCGGACUUCUUUGCACACCCCGACUUAUUUGUAAGCAUCGCUGACCAGCCGGAGCCCAGAGAGCGCAUGGUUCAGGUGGUGAAGUGGUACAUGUCCGCUUUCCAUGCAGGCAGGAAAGGCUCAGUGGCCAAAAAACCUUACAACCCAAUCCUGGGCGAAGUCUUCUUCUGCCACUGGGAUCUUCCAAACGAGAAAGAAGAACCUUCUCCUCCUACGGAGACGGCGUCAGAUGGUCCGUUUCCCUGGUCCUCUCCCAACAGCGUGUGCUUCGUGGCAGAGCAGGUCUCUCACCACCCGCCCAUUUCCGCAUUUUACGCCGAGUGUUCCAGUAAGAAGAUCCAGUUCAACGCUCACAUCUGGACAAAGUCAAAGUUUCUUGGCAUGUCUAUAGGUGUCCACAACAUCGGUCAAGGUUGUGUGUCGUGUUUGGAGCACGAUGAACAUUACAUCCUCACCUUCCCUAAUGGAUACGGCAGGUCGAUUCUGACCGUGCCGUGGGUGGAGCUGGGCGGAGAGUGCAACAUCUCCUGCUCCAAGUCGGGCUACAGCGCCACCAUCGUGUUCCACACCAAGCCUUUCUACGGCGGGAAGAAGCACAGGGUCACAGCGGAAAUUUUCGCACCAAAUGACAAGAAGUCUUUCUGCUCCAUCGAAGGAGAAUGGAACGGAGUGAUGUACACCAAGCUGGCAACUGGAGAGAAUGCGACAUUCAUAGACACUAAGAAAUUGGGCAUCAUAAAGAAGAAAGUGAGGAAGCUGGAGGACCAGAUGGAGUACGAGUCCCGAAGACUAUGGCGAGAUGUGACUCUGAACCUGAAGCUUAAAGACAUCGAUGCCGCAACAGAGGCCAAGCACCGUCUGGAGGAGAAACAACGAGCCGAAGCCAGAGAAAGGAAGGAGAAGGAGCAGCAGUGGGAAACCAGGCUCUUCCACGAGGACGGGGAGUGCUGGGUCUACGACGAGCCGCUAUUAAAGAGACUAGCCUCUCAAAGGCAAUGAGAAGACAGCCCACGCCGCUCGGAUGAACACGGAAGUGCACAAGAGACACAAGAGUCUUCAUAAGAACUCUUUUGCGAAACAUCGAAAUAAAACCACACACUUCUUAUUCAAGCCUUGGGAUGACUGACUGAACCUGUACACCGCUUUGCAUCUGACUGUAUAUAAAAACGGAAAUGAAUGAAAGCAUACAAGAUGUAAACAUGAGCUCUCGUCCCUAUUUGGGCGAUCUUUUCCCCUGCGCUGGCAGCCGAUGCAGACCCCCCCCCCCCCCCCCCCCUUACGUGAGAGAGGAAACAUGUGAGUCGACCCAUCAGCUCUAGAUCCACACUUUUAACGAUCCAGAGCUGCACUUGUUUUCCCCCACAUUCAUGCUUUUUGUUUCUUUAUAUAAGGGGGAGCAAGAGGUUUGUGGUUGAUGGUGUACAAGUCAAGUGACGACUUGAUGAAAUAACCGGCGCUCUACAUCUCAGGGAAUCUGACUGAGGAAAGAAAGCUGCUGCACCCUCCCAGAGUCUGACAGCCUUACAACAGUGGAGCGGAUCAGUCCUGAAGCGGCGGGAGAGAACUCCUCUGCUUGCCUGCAACUAGUUCCAACUGAUCUUUAUAUAUAGCUAUACAUAUAAUGAAAAUAUAUAUUCUUUUUUUUUUUUUAAUUUCCAGUUUUCGUUCUGUUAUUUCUGGCAAUACUAUAAAACUUAUUGGGGAUAAAAACUUGAUGGCUUUACGUCUUUAGGAAGCAUUCCAUUUAGAUUUUUUUUUUCCAUCGUUUUGUUUUCAUUUCCGAGUGGCCAUCUUUUUUUUUUUUUUUUUUUGUAUCUUUAGCGUUUGUCCAGAAGCAAAACAUGAGCCAUGGCACCUAAAUCCACCGAUUAGGAGAAAUGGAGGUAUAUUAAAAGGAAUAUAUGCAAUUCAAAGUCUCAAUGCCGGUUAUGCCAAAAAAAAAAAAAAAAAAAGAAGUAUAUGGUUUAAAGAAAAGAGGCUAAAGGGACUUUGAGCUGGACAGCCAACUUGAAAGCAUUUCUGAACAAAAGGAUUGUUUACACGUUCUUUCUCCUUAACGAGGGGCUAAAGUCUCCCGUUUGUCCUGCGGACCACCACCUCAUCUCGAUGCUUACUCGUAAUAAGCAAACGGCGUAGACGGAUCGGACUGGUUCCUGUUCUUCUCUUUUCUAUGUUGUGCUUUUACCUUCAGAACCACACGCAGGUUAACACAAGGCCUUUUCAGCACUGAAUCACUGCUGAUCUGACCACCUAAAGCUCUAAUCUUGGAUCCACAUUGAGGAGGAAGUCACCUGGACAUGCUGGACCAUCAUAAAAACAAUUAAACUUAUCUUUGGUUUAAAAGGUAAUCAUCAACUGGUACAGAGAUUCAAAAAAGUAAUUGGUCAACUGAUGAAAUAAUCUAUAAACACUGCUGAUGCCAAAAUUUGAGACACAUCACAAAUGAAAAGGCCUUUGAAGUGGUCCACUAAAUUUGAAGCCUUACCCCCCCUCCCUUUCAUGUUAUUUUUUUUGUAUACGUUGUUAAAUAGAGGCCUUGCCUUUCAGUAUUGCCUGAUAGAGAGCAAUCAAACAAAUGUAUUUCCUUUUUUUUAUUAUUUCCUUCUCAUCAUAACCAUUGAUUGUAUCUGACUCUCCUGAUUAUUGAAGCAUUAUAUUAAAUCUCUGAGAGUUA